AAUCUUCAGUUUCGACUACAUUUACUAAUGUGGACCUUUAUAACCCUUUUGUUUUUAGCCGAAGACAAAGAUUUCCAUUUACAACAACAACAAUUGUAAAAAUCAAGGUCCAACCAAGCAUAUUACCAGCGCAUUUACAAAUAUUACCCUUAAUGUGUAAAUAAUCUGAAUGGACUUUUGAACGGCAUUCACUAACCGAGUUUUACGAGUGGCCUCCAGGCCGCAUGGGUGCGCUAGAACACAAACAGGGAGUCACUCGGAAGUCUUUACCACACGAAGGAUGUUUGAAUUAUUUUUGAUUCUGCGGACUCCUCUCAAUACUGAAAACUUUCAUAUUUAUUUUGUGCACUGUACAGCGUGUGCCUGAGUUUACCUUCGAAGUGCUCACUGACAUUAUGCCAACGACAAACAGAAAGAAGCAGGGGAGGGACACCGCGGUACAGGGGACCAACGACAGCAGUGUGGUGAGCAAGGUGUCUGCUGCAGCGCAGGGCUACUUCCAGGAUGUCUUCCUCCAACACUUUGUGUGCAAAGCGGCCAGAAGAGCCCCGCUCAUCAACAGGGGCUACUAUGUGCGCUGGAGAGCCGUGGACCACUGUGUGAGGAGGUUCCUUCACGUUACUGACAACUGCCCAAAGAGACAGAUUCUGUCUUUGGGCGCAGGGUUCGACUCUGCGUAUUUUCGCCUCCGCGCAGAUGAAGCGCUGGACAGGGCCGUUGUGUUUGAGGUCGACUUUCCUGACGUCACUCGCCGCAAGGCUGCCCUGAUCAAUUCUGAUAACACGCUGAGGGGGAUGUUGGACCCCCCCGUGACUUCUUGUACAGGGCCUGAAUGUGUGUCCAGCGGUCGGUACCGUCUGCUAGGGGUGGAUGUUAGAGAGGAGUCCCAGGUGGAAGAGGCUCUGAGUGCAGCGGGGCUGGACUGGGCUGCCCCCACCCUAAUUCUCUCUGAAGUGGUGCUUACCUACAUGGAAACAAAGUGGUCGGAUGCUGUCAUUAGUUGGACAGCGAAGCUCCUGCCACAGUCCCUCUUCGUUAUGUACGAGCAGAUACAUCCACUUGAUCCCUUCGGUCGGAUCAUGCAAGAUCAUUUCCUGAAACUAAAUUCGACUCUACACGCCCUUCUCCAAUACCCGGACACUGCUGCACAGAGGCACCGGUUCCUGGACAAGGGCUGGGAGCAGUGUGUGUGUCUGGAUAUGAAUGACUUCUACUUCAGGCUGGUCCCUGAGGAGGAGAGAGGCAGAGUGGAGAGCCUGGAGCCUUUCGAUGAAUAUGAGGAGUGGCACCAGAAAUGUUCCCACUACUUCAUCCUUACUGCAUCUCGAGGCGCUUUGAUGACACAGGCUUUACUGUCACAAGCUCCAGUGCCAUCCAUUUGCCCGUCUUGGAGCCCCACAGCCCUGAGCGUGCAGACCGUACCCGUUAGUAUGGAGGGUCUGGGGAUGGCUUCCACGUCGGUGAGCCCGGGGCAGGUCCUGCUGACAGGAGGCUCUAGCAGAGGAGGCAGGGGGCCAGCGACUAGGACCCUCCUCUGGGGCCAGAAAGGCUGGAGAUCUGUCAGUGUAGAACCAUCAGUAGAUUUGGGGGUUCGCCUCUACCACAGCGCUACCUCUCUUCCUGGAGGAGGUGUGGUGGUAUACGGGGGCCGCUCAUCUCCGCUCAACCCAAUCGGAGGCCUUUUCAGAGUAACCCUGGACACCGGCGGCCCCCCUGUUGCACUCGACUCAGAGGACCGAGACACUGCGAAACUUUGUGUGGAGCAGAUGGUCUGUACGGGGGAACCACCAGCGCCACGAUGGAGGCACACUGCUACUGCUGUCAGUCACAAAGGUAAAGACUUUCUGAUUGUGUUUGGUGGAAAGAAUGAAUCUGAGGCAGCUCUGGGUGACUGCUACUUCCUGUGUCCAGACCAGCAGCACUGGACUGAGAUCCCGGUAGAGGGCUCAGCACCGGAGGCCCGCCAUACCCACUCGGCAUGUUCAUAUCAGGGAGGUGUGGUGGUGUUUGGAGGACUGGACCGAAGGGGAUUACCACUGGGGGACACAGCCCUGUUAAGGCCAACGGACAGAGGCUUCUCCUGGGAAAGAAUAGAGGUGCAGCCCUCUCCUGUUCCCAGGUACUCUCAUUCUGCCCAUUUGAUUGGUGAAAAGCUGCUUGUGGUUGGUGGAGUUUGGCUGCAUUCGGAUGGUGUACCAGGUGUCGCCAUGAUCAACCUCACCACGCGCAGCAGUGUGGAGUUCAGCCUGGACACGACGUCGGUGCCCUGGCCUCUGAUGCUCCACUCGUUCUGCUCCGAGCUGACCGACUCCGAGGAACCAGAGCUGCUCCUGAUAGGCGGGGGAGGAAACUGUUUCUCUUUUGGGACUCACUUCAACCUUCAGCCUGUCACUGUGGACCUCAGACCUGCGCUGGGAUGAAGUAAAGUGUUUCUAUGAAACGGUUAAGCCGCUCAAAUCAAUGACUUAAAAACGGUGGCGGUCCGAACUCCAACCAUCAGUCAUCUCAGACAGGACGAAAUGGAUAAACUUGAACUAUUUGGAACAGUUUGAAUAGAGCUUACUUCUCCAGACACGUCUUAUUGUUAACUGUCCCCUGGCGUGUGUUAUGUCUAAGUAAAGCGUGAUUUAUGCUUCUGCGUUAAAUCGACGCAGUGGGUACGUACGUAGGUACGUGGAGAAACGGACCCUACGCCGUAGCCUGACGUGCAACUCUUGAAAGAUUUUACUAAACAGAAAUCACAGAGGAGACUGCUAUUCUCUUAGAGAUCGACGCACACACCAACGCACAGGUAUAAACUUUAGGCCACUUGCGUAGGCUACGGCGAAAGCUCUGCGUGGAGCCUCCGCAGAGCCAUAAAUCACGCUUUAGAAGUAUACAAGGGCACAAAAGGUUCGAAAGACAUUAAACAACUCAUGUUUGGGAAAUCCAAAGAAAUGUCUUCAGUCCGCUUUUACUGGGCAGGUUGUUUUAUUCGUGAGACCACAGUUCAAAAUCACAAAAUAGUCAAAUAAAAAUCAUAAGUCAAAUAUCGA
Molecule: messenger RNA, 3035 nt
Organism: Perca fluviatilis (European perch)
Lineage: Eukaryota; Metazoa; Chordata; Actinopteri; Perciformes; Percidae
Gene: lcmt2
Product: leucine carboxyl methyltransferase 2
Exons: 14
Coding region: 396-2420 (674 amino acids)
Biological process (GO): tRNA methylation; wybutosine biosynthetic process
Molecular function (GO): tRNA methyltransferase activity; protein binding
Source: RefSeq, a predicted model, not a curated record